GAGAAGCUGUAGUUGCUUAUUCAGCAUUAUACUCAGAUCUGCACUUUGUACAAGACAUCAUACAAAAAAUGGUGAAUUAUUUGUUUGAAUCUUUUUUUAACAUCUGGAUGGCAACACUUUUUAAUUACAGGAUAGAGAGUCAGCCUCCACUUAACAAGAUACGACCAAAGCCUAGACUGAAACAGAUGACCAAUCACAACACCAGAAGAAUGAAGACUCUUUAUCCCAUUGUCCUGAUCUGUACCGUUACCGUGGUCCUCAUCCUUAAGGAAAGCUCCAUUUUGUCAAGAGUAUCAAAGACAAUAAUCCAUGUGAAGACAUUUCUUAAUGCUAAUCCACUUGAUCAAUGCACUACAACGCUCAGUGGCAAUGUCACAAAAGUGACCGACUCGACCGUUACCGCUGAACAGGAAGAGAACAAGAACAAUAAUUCAGACCUGCAGAUUGGUGCUCGAAGGCAUGUACUGCUCAUGGCCCUCACACGAACAGGUUCCUCAUUUGUGGGGGAGUUCUUCAACCAGCAGAAAGGGGACAUGUUCUAUUUGUAUGAACCUCUGUGGCACGUCAACAGCAAGUAUUCCUCUGAGUUAACCAACAAGACCAGGAUGGACUGUUUCCAGGAUGUACUUCAAGGACUCUUUCAAUGUAAUUUUUCUGCUCUGGAGAAGUUCAUCAGUCCCCCACCUAAGAACCAUGUGACCUCAGUUCUUUUUCGCAGAUCGGCGAGUUAUGCACUGUGUGAAGAAUCAAUUUGUCAUCCUCUGGUUCAAGGUGUUUUGGAAAGGUUUCCUUGCAAGCCGCGCUGUGGGCCACUGAACCUCACCCUGGCAUCUGAAUUGUGUAAGUCUUGGCAGAAUGUGGUGAUUAAAACUGUCCGUGUUCACCAGCUGGACACAUUGAAACCUUUAAUGGAAGUUCCUCAACUGAACCUAAAAAUAAUCCAGCUGGUCCGAGAUCCCCGAGCUAUCUUAGCAUCCCGGAUUGUAGCCUUCUCAUAUAUGUACCACGCAAUAAAAGCCUGGGCUCAGGACAAGCAAGUGGACAUAGAUGAUAAUGAUAUAAAG
Cynoglossus semilaevis (tongue sole) is the source of this 1064-nucleotide messenger RNA. Its product is annotated as carbohydrate sulfotransferase 3-like. NCBI's taxonomy places the organism in Eukaryota, Metazoa, Chordata, Actinopteri, Pleuronectiformes, Cynoglossidae. The transcript has 3 exons. The annotation marks the transcript as partial. Gene Ontology annotation, molecular function: N-acetylglucosamine 6-O-sulfotransferase activity; chondroitin 6-sulfotransferase activity. The record is from RefSeq and is a predicted model, not a curated record. Gene Ontology annotation, biological process: N-acetylglucosamine metabolic process.